AUGGCCUCCAUGCAUCGUGUUGAUGGUGAUGGGAUCCUCUCACGGUUUAUAGCGCAAGGGUGUGUUGUGGGAAGAAGUUCUGCUAUGCGAGACCCUCUCUCUACGGUUCACAUCGACACAAAUGACAACCUCGCAAGGUUGUUUUCAGGAGAUUCCAAGUCAAACUUCAAUCGGGGUAAAAAAAGGUCUUUGACUGCCACCAACCAUAAUGCUAAGAUAAACAGUAAGGCUGUUGCUUUCAAAUUUUAUCUGCUCCCAAAAAAUACAUUGAGCACACCGUUGCCUGUUGAGGAGCUUGAACUCCUUCAGGCGGGCAUGGGGGAACAAAUGGUGAGCCUUCCUGAAAAUGGUGACCACACAGAGAUUUCCAGGCUCUUGGCUGAAACAUUUCCAAAAAUGGAGGGUCUUUGUGGAGGGUGGCUUUUGCAUAAGGCCAAAGGUGGGAGUGGUCGACGGAAACUGAUUGCCAUUCCACUUGAGGCAGAGGGCUAUACCACCAAAGGUCUGCGAGCCAUGGCAGCAGGCGGCCAACCCACUUUUUACAUUGUACCGCUUCAGGAGACAUUAGACACCGCUCCUCUUCCUCCCAACUCAUCUCAUUUCUCCAAAAUGCCAAAGACGGCAUGUUACCAGUGCAAUAAAUUGAUGCCUUUCCAGAUGCUUGCAGUGCACAUUAAGACAUGCAAGGAGAAUCUGUCUGACGAUGAUGAUGAGAGUGAUGACGAGUCCUCUGAUGACACAUGUGUUGUGGAGAGCAAGUGUAAGGUGGUUUGUCCAAUCUGCAACAAAGAAUUCCCAGAGGAUGAGAUCAAGGUCCAUGCUACUCUAUGUGGAGAGCGUUUGGAGGAUGUACUGCUCUUCCUCACACAACAAAUCGACACCACAUCGGAAUUUAAACUGUGUGUGGAUAGAGAAGACCUACUUGACAGGGGCCUUAGACAAUGGAAAAGGAGGAAAACUGCAUCUCCUGCAAGUGUUCUGAAGGUGGUCUAUAUAGGAGAGGCAGACAUUGACACAGAAGCAAUUAGAAAAGAGUUUCUGACUGAAAUGAUUUCAGGUAUUGAAAAGAGAUUUUUUGAAGGAGCUGGGACCCAGGGAAAAACCCCCAAAUACUCUUUGACUGACCUCGAUAAUGAUAAUUUCAGAACUAUCGGUGAAAUAAUGGCAGUCAGUCUUGCACAAGGUGGCCCACCUCCUGCGUUUUUGAAAGAGUGGUGCUACAAUUUCCUCUGCCUGGGAGAAAUUUACUGUCAGUCUCUGUCUAAGGAUGAUGUGACUGAUUCAGAGUCCUGUGUACUCAUCAGCAGGGUCGAAGAUUCUACAGAUGUCCAGUCUCUGAUGAUCUAUGCUGAUAAAAUUAUCAACUGUGGAUACACCAGCCAGAUCAAACUGGACUGCAAAGAAAGAAUCAUUCAAGCCAUUGUCAAACAUUCUGCAACAAGAGUGAUUCCAAUGCUGCAGCAACUAAGAAAGGGCAUGGAACUAUAUGGCCUGGUGAACCAGAUGGCAUCAAACCCUGCAGCUUGCCAUUCCUUGUUUGUUCCUGGGAAGAUCACCGAAGGUAUGGUUAUUCCAUCCUUGGAUGAAGGUGUCAAGGUCAGCCUGGAGUCGAGGGACAAAGAUGUGCACUACAUAAGCGAUAUUAAGCAGACCAUCUACCUCCAAAGAGUGGUGGACAUCAUGAUAACUCAAGAACGAAUACAGGGAAUAUUAUCAAACAUGCGAGAUAUUAAAUUUGGGGGUAUUGAGGUCAAAGGUCACAGAGGGGCUCGGAGCCCACUUCGUCGGAUCAUCAUGAAAGUGCUGGAAAGCCAAAAGAGAUCAGUGGACUUGGCCACUACUGCCGUCAGCGCUAUCGCUGGAGUCUACGCCAGCCUAAACAAGGGCUGUGAUGAUAUAUUACAGGUGAAGAAUGAGCGAGCGGCAUCAAACGCUGCCACAACCAGAAUGGUGAUUAAAACGACUACGAAGCUGCGCAACUUAGAGAUGAGUGUUCGUCGGAAUGCAGCAAGGGAUGAAAACCGCGAUGAGGACUAA
Molecule: messenger RNA, 2037 nt
Organism: Nerophis lumbriciformis (worm pipefish)
Lineage: Eukaryota; Metazoa; Chordata; Actinopteri; Syngnathiformes; Syngnathidae
Source: RefSeq, a predicted model, not a curated record